Molecule: messenger RNA, 2449 nt
Organism: Pogona vitticeps (central bearded dragon)
Lineage: Eukaryota; Metazoa; Chordata; Lepidosauria; Squamata; Agamidae
Source: RefSeq, a predicted model, not a curated record
UGCUCUUCUCUUCUCUCCUUCCCUUCUUCUCCCUUCUUCCCUCCAGAUCUUCCGCCAGCCUCUCCUGCCACAAAGGGCUCCCUUCCCACCCCCUCCCCACUUCUCUAGCAUGGCUCUGGUGGUGGCCCCCUGGCAGGAGGAGCUUCCUGGGGGUCCCCCGGGGGUCCACCCUCCUCCUCCUCCUCCUCCUCCCCUGCCUCCCCUGCCAGCCUCCCAGGAGCCCGGGGUCGGCGGCGGUGGGGGAAGCAACAGCGAAGCCAAGGCGGCCUCGGCGGCCGUGGACUGCCUGGUCUGUGGGGACAAGGCCAGCGGCAAGCACUACGGGCAGUUCACCUGCGAGGGCUGCAAGAGCUUCUUCAAGCGCUCCGUGCGCCGCAACCUCAGCUACACCUGCCGCGCCAGCCGCCAGUGCCCCGUCGACCAGCACCACCGCAACCAGUGCCAGCACUGCCGCCUCACCAAGUGCCUCAAGGUUGGCAUGCGCCGCGAAGCCGUGCAACGGGGUCGCAUGGCCCACCCUCACUCCAGUCCGGGCCAGUUCCCCUUGUCCAAUGGUGACCCAUACAACUGCCAUGCCUACUUGACGGGCUUCAUCUCCCUCCUGCUGCGGGCAGAGCCCUACCCGACAUCCCGCUACGGCGCCCAGUGCCUCCAGCCCAACAACAUCAUGGGCAUAGAGAAUAUCUGUGAGCUAGCCGCCCGCCUCCUCUUCAGUGCCAUCGAGUGGGCCAAGAACAUCCCUUUCUUCCCCGACUUCCAACUGGCCGACCAGGUGUGCCUCCUGCGCAUGACCUGGAGCGAGCUGUUCGUACUCAACGCGGCUCAGUGCUCCAUGCCGCUCCACGUGGCGCCGCUCCUGGCCGCUGCCGGCCUCCACGCCUCGCCGAUGUCUGCCGACAGGGUGGUGGCGUUCAUGGACCACAUCCGCGUCUUCCAGGAGCAGGUGGAGAAGCUGAAAGCCCUCCACGUGGACUCGGCCGAGUAUUCCUGCCUCAAAGCCAUCGCACUCUUUACGCCAGACGCCAUGGGGCUGACGGAUCUGUGCCACGUGGAGAAUGUCCAGGAGAAGUCCCAGUGCGCCCUGGAGGAAUAUGUCCGGAACCAGUACCCCAGCCAGCCCAGCCGCUUUGGGCGCCUCCUCCUGCGCCUCCCCUCUCUGCGCAUCGUCUCGGCCCCCGUCAUUGAACAGCUGUUCUUUGUGCGCCUGGUGGGCAAGACCCCCAUCGAGACCCUCAUCCGGGACAUGCUCCUCUCGGGCUCCAGCUUCAACUGGCCUUACAUCCCCAUGCAAUGAGAGAGAAAGCGGCCGAGAAAGAGGGAGGCUGCGGGGCCCCUGGGAGGGAGGGCAGAGGUUCUCCACCCAGAGCCGGGCCCCGUGGGGCAGCUUGGACUUUAUCGGAGGGCAGACAUUUCUCAGACAGAUUCCAGGCACCUGGGCUCCCCCCCUCCCCCCCCAAAAAAGAUGCCUGAGAGACUGGCAUGAAGCAGGCAGGAUGUGAGGCUGUUUUCCCCAUUUCUGCCUUUGCAAGAACAGAUCCCAACCUCACUAUAUUUAUGCCACUUGACCACAGGCAAAACAAUAACCACUUAAAAAGAAGAAAAAUAACUUAACUGAGGUGACUUUUUUAAAAAAGCCAAUCAUAUUGUUCAUUUUUGCUCUAAAGGAACUCCACGGGGAAACAAGGCCAUGGUGGAUCCUACAUGGGAUGCCUUUUGGUUUUUCAGUUCUGUGACCUUGACAUUUAUUGACACUUCUUCCUCAACCCAUUCUCUCAGCGGUGGAAUGUAUUUUUGGCGGAGUGUCAGAACCUUUGCAACCGGGAGUGUGGACAAUGCAGAGACCUGGGACUGGUGUAGCCUCCACUCACUGUGCAAGGAGAGCCACCCACCGACCCACCCCUCGAGUUUUCAGUUUCUCUUUGGUGUCAGCAUUUAGCGAAAUGGUUGGGGUAACUGAUAAAGAAAGACUUGCCUCUUCGGUCCUAUCUAAGUUGAAGUGCAGGGGUUGUGUCCUUUGUGGCACCCUCCCCAAAACGAGCACCUCAGCGGUGGCCUUCCACCCUCCCCUGUUUAAACAGGAGUUUAUCGCUGGGGAUUUAUCCGUGACUGGCAGAGAUGGGGGUGAGGGCAGUGAUGCCCUGGAGAGGGUGCAAAGUGCCCGCAAUAGGAACACAGACCUCCCAAGAAACAACUCACUGGAGUCCAUUCUUGAAAGAGGAAGAGCUUUGGUGGAUGAGGCUCACUGGGGUGGGGGCGGCGGGGGGGAGGAGAGAGAGCUUUGUUUCUAGAAGAAGAAGAAGAAGAAGAAGGGGCAAAAUGAAAAGACUGUGGAGCUCCCUUAUUCUGAAGGAAAACAUACUAUUUAUAAAAUAAAAUAAACACAGAUUAUAUCCCGUUUCUGUUGCCCUGUUGAGUCCAUUUACAUACUGCAUAUUUCCAGGUUGGUUUG